UUUUGUUUAUGCGGAACGAGGGCGGCCCGGGGUGCGAAGGUCUGCGACAGAGGCCGGCCCAGAGGGCUAGAUAAAGCGGGGCUGCGACGCCGAAGCCGCCUCCCCGCCAUGGACAGCACCGAGGGCGCCCAGCGCGCGCCCAGCCCAGCGCGCUCGCCCUCGCCCUCGCGCAGCCGCCGCUCGCCGCCCGCGCAGCCCGGGUACUUACCAUCCAUCCAUCCCCGCUCACUCUCCACCCUCGCUCCGUGCCCACCGCCUGGAUCGCCUGGCCCCGGCUCAUCCCUGCGCGCCCUCACCUCAGCCCCUGCCCUGUGCCCGCCGCCCGUGCCCCCCGGUGCCCGCGCUCGGUCGCAGUUGUGUUCCGCGGCCAGGCUCACGUUCUCUGUGCGCGGGUUGCGCUUGCUUCCAUCCUGCAGGUCCGAGGGCUUCUGGAGACCUUGGCUUCGAACUCCCGGAGAAAAAUCGGAGCGGGCGGAGCCCCAUGCUACCCAGGCGUUGCCCAGCGGCCCUGGAAUGACUGAAGCUUCUUCAGGGAAGCUUUCUCAAUACCAACACCCUGUCAGACUGUUCUGGCCCAAGUCAAAGUGUUACGACUACUUAUAUCAAGAAGCAGAAACUCUUCUGAAAAAUUUCCCAAUUCAAGCUACAAUUUCAUUUUAUGAAGAUUCUGAUAGUGAAGACGAAAUAGAGGGUCUGGCCUGUGAAAAUCAAUCUAAUUAGUUGCUUCUGUUGACAAUGGAGCUGUGUAGGAUUCGGAUUUUCUGUAUAAAUGUAUCAUAAACUUUUAAAACUAAUUUAUUUGUAUAUAACUUAUU
Psammomys obesus (fat sand rat) is the source of this 815-nucleotide messenger RNA. It is a transcript of the gene Ripply2, whose product is annotated as ripply transcriptional repressor 2. Gene Ontology annotation, biological process: negative regulation of transcription by RNA polymerase II; embryonic pattern specification. Gene Ontology annotation, cellular component: nucleus. NCBI's taxonomy places the organism in Eukaryota, Metazoa, Chordata, Mammalia, Rodentia, Muridae. The record is from RefSeq and is a predicted model, not a curated record.